Molecule: messenger RNA, 1365 nt
Organism: Haliotis rubra (blacklip abalone)
Lineage: Eukaryota; Metazoa; Mollusca; Gastropoda; Lepetellida; Haliotidae
Exons: 7
Coding region: 350-1117 (255 amino acids)
Biological process (GO): interstrand cross-link repair
Cellular component (GO): Fanconi anaemia nuclear complex
Source: RefSeq, a predicted model, not a curated record
UCACCCUGAUUAUUUAUUAUCGACUGCAAGAACUGGCAGAUUAAUCAUGUGAAUGUAUUUACGACAGUGUAGCAGUGUAGUCAGAAAAUGCUGGUCCAUCUAGAUGUGCAUCUUUGUGUUCAGAUCGGACCAAAAUAACCGGACUUGAUAUUGACAAAAACAAUUCUACAAGUGACAAUAAGUAGAAUCUACAUGUAUAAGGGGUUCCCAUAAUUCAAAACGUAGAGCAGCAAAUCACAGGAAACCCCAGUGCUCCGUAGGUACACAUAGAAAUACAUUUUGUGAUGUCCCCAUAUACAUGAUGUCCAAGUAAAUCACCUUGUCUUAAACCCACUACUCAGACGGAACCAUGUCCUUGUCAACUGUUCUGAAAAAUGUGUACACAUUUGCUCAGAUUCUUGGUCAGGCCGAUGGGAGUGAAGCAAGGCUCUGGGAUGUACAGUCACUGAACAAUGCACUCAAAUGGGCAGCUUAUUGCCAGAAGAUCCACCAGCAGGUGAGUGGACAGCGAGUUGAGGAAGCGGUCAACAAGAAGCUGGUGGAGAUGAUGCUGUUGCUUGAUCCUCCCAGUCAAGUGUGUCUGUCUGUGGAUCUCCUGGGUCAGGCUGUGUCACUAUUGCAGCAGAUCCUUCUGAAGAAUCCUAACACCAGUGCAGAGGUGAUUACAGAGCUAAUGGGCGCUGACAUUCACAGUCACACAAUGGAAGAGCUGUUCAGAAAAGUAGCUGAAGGACAGAUCACAGAGGACAUGGAGGAGGACAUCUUGAGAUGCAUACAAGAAGAGAAAGUCCAAGAGAAGAGAAAGUGGACGAGGAAUAGGAGACGUACGCCUACCCCUGACUCUGAGAAUCCACUGAUGACUGCUCAGGCCAAAUUCCUUGUGCCUCACAUUGUGAAGCUGUCACAACAAAGUACUGAUCACUCACGGCUACUACAGAGAAUUCCACAUUUCAUCCUGGCCAAGGCUGUCUCUGCUGAUUCGUCGUUUGGGGAAGUGUAUUUAAAUCACCUGACAUUUCUAGCCGAUCAGAUGUCACCUCACUACCAUGAGCAACUGACCAAUGGAAGACCCUACUCAUGGAGGUGUGAGUCAGGUAGAGAGGGAAACAGAUUUUAAUGGUCUGGUGACUGGUUUCCAGUCUCUUCUGGAUACUGGAGGUCCCACAAGGGAGACUACUGCUGUCCUGCUGAUGGAGAGAGCACAAACCUCUUUCUUCAAUAUAUGGAGGGAUAUAUGUAGAAAACUGGUCUGAUGAUGAAGAAAUUAAUGACAAAUUGUUGAGCUUACCAAUAUAAUUUGAAAUAAACAUAUACUGCAAUAAUUGUUUGAUUUCAUCAUGUUUAUUCUGUGGUGUGUUAUUUGUU